Messenger RNA from Manis pentadactyla (Chinese pangolin), 2750 nucleotides. RefSeq names its product RNA binding motif protein 24 (gene RBM24). The coding region runs from base 402 to 1103 and encodes 233 amino acids. Gene Ontology annotation, cellular component: cytosol. The record is from RefSeq and is a predicted model, not a curated record. The transcript is spliced from 4 exons. Gene Ontology annotation, molecular function: mRNA 3'-UTR binding. Lineage: Eukaryota; Metazoa; Chordata; Mammalia; Pholidota; Manidae.
CCUAAUUUCUAAGGACAUCUACCUCUAACGCGCCCGGCUCUUCGCGCGGGGACCACCCGCCCUUUUCCUUUCCGGCCCCCCAGCCGGGGAGUGGGAGCCGCGUGCACCUUCUCCGGAACACGGUCCCGGGCCCAACGCUCCGGAGGACCCGCACCGGGACCGGCAGGGGGGGCGGGAGGAGAGCGCGAACGCGAGUCUCCGGGGCUGCGGGCCACUUCGGCAGCCGCGCGCCCCGCGCCCCCGGCCGCCCCCGGCCGCUCGCCCCCGCCGCGCCGCCGCCCCCGCCGCCGCGCUCGCCCUCGGUCCCCGGCGGCCGCGAGAGGCUGCGGGAGACGCGGGGCCGGAGGAGGAGGCGCAGCCGCUGCCCGAGCCGCAGCCGCAGCCGCAGCCGCAGCCCGAAGAUGCACACGACCCAGAAGGACACGACGUACACCAAGAUCUUCGUCGGGGGGCUGCCCUACCACACCACCGACGCCAGCCUGCGCAAGUACUUCGAGGUCUUCGGCGAGAUCGAGGAGGCGGUGGUCAUCACCGACCGGCAGACGGGCAAGUCCCGGGGCUACGGAUUUGUCACCAUGGCUGACCGGGCUGCUGCCGAAAGAGCCUGUAAGGAUCCCAACCCCAUCAUUGAUGGCAGGAAGGCCAACGUGAAUCUGGCAUAUUUGGGAGCAAAGCCGAGGAUCAUGCAGCCAGGUUUUGCCUUUGGUGUUCAACAGCUUCAUCCAGCCCUUAUACAAAGACCUUUUGGGAUCCCCGCGCACUACGUCUACCCGCAGGCGUUCGUGCAGCCCGGGGUGGUCAUCCCGCACGUGCAGCCGGCGGCCGCCGCCUCCACGCCGUACAUCGACUACACGGGCGCCGCGUACGCGCAGUACUCGGCCGCCGCCGCCGCGGCCGCCGCGGCCGCCGCCUACGACCAGUACCCGUACGCGGCCUCGCCCGCCGCGGGCUACGUCACGGCGGGCGGCUACGGCUACGCCGUGCAGCAGCCAAUCACCGCGGCCGCCCCGGGCUCCGCCGCCGCCGCCGCCGCAGCGGCCGCCGCCGCCGCCGCCUUCGGCCAGUACCAGCCGCCGCAGCUGCAGACCGACCGCAUGCAGUAGCCCCGGGGCCGCGGCGGCCCUGCCCCCAGGGCGCCCCGCGGGCGCAGCCGCCUCCAGGGGGCGGGGCCGAGGCGGGGGGCGCGCUGUGGGACGGCAACCCCAAAGAGCCCGAGUGAGGCCACCCCACGUGACGGCAGGAGUCGCGAAGGAGCUUCACUUUUGUAAGGGGAUUUUUAUUUUUGCUCUUUUUAUAGUAUCAGGGAAGCAAACUGCCUUUUCCAAGUUAGAAAAUGCUAUUGACUCUCGUUGAACCAGGGAAUACAGAGUGAGCAAUAUGUAGCUUGCAUUACAUUUAAAAACAUGUAAAAAAGCAGUGGUGAAAGCACUGAUUGUCAUUUUAAGCAGUCACACUAUGGCCUAUAGAACUUUUGCGAGUAAGAAGGUAAUGUUCUUACUUUCUCGAAAACGGGCAUCGAACAAUCACUCUAGGAGCGUGGCAGUGGGACGAUGGUGGACAGGCACCAAAGCGAUUUUCUCCUCCACCCCGUGGAUGAGCAGGACUGUAGGACAAGUGAUGUGGAAUUAAUGGGUGCAACAGCUGUACAGACAAUCAAGCACACACACAGUUCUGGAAAGAACGCAUCACUUGAGCUUGUUUGAUGAGCUUGUCACAGUCUAAUCCCUCUCCCCAUCCUGUUUCAAUUUUGGGAAACUUGUAUCUGCUGGUGUCAGCAAUUCUGAUUCUGAAAUAGGAUCAGGCUUUUACUACAACAGCCUUCUCUUUCUAUUUAUUGUGUCGACUCGUGGCUUAUAACUAAAGGCAGGCAACGUUUGCAGACUCUAAGCCCUUAAGCACUGUCUUAAGGACAUUUAUUUUUCCCCCCUUUUUAAAUAAUUUUACACUUUUUAGUAUACUUCAGAGUCAUAUUUAAAACUAUUUAUUAGUGAAUACAGUACAUGAGACAACAAGGUUACUGAGAUUACAGUUCUUCAAAGGUUAAUGAUAAUGUGGUUUAUACUGUGCCUUAAUAGUAAUGCUAUUUAAGAUAUUUAUUUUUAAGUUUUACUAUGCUGCACUCUAAAGAAAGGAACUUUAGAUGUGACACUGUAAAAUUAUGUAUUCAUCUCAUGGCAUAAAUUAUUUAGUAGGUCUAGAUGUAGCAUAUUAAAUAUUAACCUAUUCAACUAAAGAUGUUGACUUGGAUUUAUUUAAAUUCAUAUGUGCACUGUAUAAGAGAGUACUCUUACAUUAACACAUUUUAAUUUAUUUUAGUUCUUAGGGUUGUUUUUAAACAGGAUAUAUUGCUAGUUUCAUGCUUCUCUUGAUUUUUGCUCGUGUAGAUCUCAUUUUUGGGUACUUCAUUAAACACUAUUCUUACAUAGUUUCUGUAGUUUCUAAAUGCUGCUUUACAGUUUUCUUCUGAAACUGCAAUACUUGCCAUUUUUAUUCUUAAAACUAAAUUGAAUACUAUUUUACACUGUAUUGGAUUUUUAUACUUGAAAAAUUUCAUACAAGGGAAGACAGGUUAGCAUUUUUAUGGACUUUUCUCCAUUAUCACUGGAUUUAAGUAUUCCCAUACUAGACAGUGUUAUGUAAUGUAGACAUUUUCUCCUGUGCAAAUUAUUUAUUCAUUGUGUAUAUUGCUUUAUAACAUUUCAGAUCUUCUAAUCUAUUCACUUGUAUUAAAUAUAAUUUUUAAAAACUUC